AGCAGGUGUACACCAUUAGUUUAUUUUUAAAUAUCCGUUGUGGCUUUAGAAUUUGAUUGUGUCAGAUUUCUGCUUGGUGCUGAUGCUGAAAGUGACUCAGGAGUGAAUCAGCUAUUGACCUGUAGAUGAACUUUCUCACUCAGAUAACAAAGACCUGCUAAUACUCAGAUGUUUCUAGUAACUCUCACACCAUGGAGGAUAUCGUCAUAGCUGGAAUUUCAGGUCGGCUGCCUGAGUCUGACAGUUUGGAAGAAUUUUGGCAGAACCUUUUCAAUGGAGUCGACAUGGUCACAGAGGACGACAGGAGGUGGAAACCAGGUCUGUACGGACUUCCUCGCAGAAAUGGGAAACUAAAAGAAAUAGACAGAUUUGACGCAGCCUUUUUUGGUGUCCAUCCCAAACAAGCCCACACCAUGGAUCCACAGCUGAGGCUUAUGCUAGAGAUAUCAUACGAGGCCAUCGUUGAUGGAGGCAUAAACCCAGUUUCCAUGCGUGGCACUAAGACUGGUGUAUACAUUGGAGUGAGUGGUUCUGAAGCUGGAGAAGCUUUCAGCAAAGACCCAGAGGAGCUCCUGGGCUACAGUAUGACCGGCUGUCAGCGUGCCAUGUUCGCCAAUCGUCUUUCUUACUUCUUUGACUUCAAUGGCCCCAGCACAGCCAUCGACACAGCAUGCUCUUCCAGUCUCCUGGCUCUAGAGAAUGCUUUUCAGGCUAUUCGCCACGGCCAAAUUGAUUCAGCCCUUGUUGGGGGAGUCAACUUGCUCCUCAAGCCCAACACCUCAGUGCAGUUCAUGAAACUGGGCAUGCUCAGCCCUGAUGGAUCCUGCAAGUCUUUUGACUCAUCAGGAAAUGGCUACUGUCGUUCAGAAGCUGCUGUGGCUGUACUCCUGAUGAAGAAGUCCAUGGCCAAGAGAGUUUAUGCCACAGUGCUCAACGCUGGCAACAACACAGACGGCUACAAAGAGCAAGGUGUGACGUUUCCCUCUGGGGACAUGCAGCAGCUCCUGGUCCGCUCCCUCUACCAAGAGGCCAACAUCUCACCUGAGCAGGUGGAGUACAUUGAGGCCCAUGGCACUGGCACUAAGGUUGGGGAUCCACAGGAGGUGAACGGCAUUGUCAGUGUGUUCUGCGAGUCACAGCGGGAUCCUCUACUUAUUGGCUCCACUAAAUCCAACAUGGGCCAUCCUGAGCCUGCCUCUGGGCUGGCUGCCCUCGCAAAAGUGGUCUUAUCUCUGGAGCACGGCGUGUGGGCACCCAACAUUCACUUCCAGAACCCCAACCCAGACAUCCCUGCACUGACCGACGGGCGCCUGCGUGUCGUCUCCGAGCCUAUUCCAGUCCGGGGGGGCAUUGUGGGCAUCAACUCAUUUGGUUUUGGAGGCUCUAAUGUCCAUGUGAUCCUGAGUCCACCUAAGCCCCACCCUCCUGCACCAGAAUCUCCACUAUCUGUCCCCAGACUGAUGCAGGCAUGUGGGCGCACUGAGGAGGCAACCGCCUUAAUCUUUCAGAAAGCUGAGGAGAACAGCCAGAACCCAGCUUUGCUGACCCUGCUGAACGACGUGUCUGCUGUCCCCACCGCGAGCAUGCCCUUCAGAGGGUACUCACUGCUGGGAGCUCAAGGGGAAGUGAAAGAGGUCCAGCAGACCCAGCCCACACCCAGACCUCUCUGGUACAUCUGUUCUGGUAUGGGUACGCAGUGGGCCGGUAUGGGUCGUAGCCUGAUGCAGCUGCCGGAGUUCAGAGAAUCUAUCCUCCGCUCAGACGAGGCUCUGAAGGAAACGGGGCUGUGUGUGUCGCGUCUGCUGAUGGAGGCUGAUGAAAACACCUUCGAGGAUACAGUCCAUGCCUUUGUGGGCCUCGCAGCCAUCCAGAUUGCACAAAUAGACAUGCUGCAGAGGAUGGGUCUCCAGCCAGAUGGAAUUGUGGGCCAUUCCGUGGGAGAACUGGCUUGUGGUUAUGCUGAUGGCUCCCUCAGCCACACUGAGGCCAUCCUGGCUGCCUACUGGAGAGGCAGGAGCAUCAAAGAAGCCAACCUUCCUGCUGGAGGCAUGGCUGCAGUAGGGCUGACCUGGGAAGAGUGUAAGGCUCAGUGCCCACAGGGAGUUGUGCCUGCUUGCCACAAUGCAGAGGACACAGUCACUAUCUCCGGACCACAGGAAGCUGUCAGCAAGUUUGUGGCCGAGCUGAAGAAGACUGGCGUGUUUGCCAAAGAAGUGCGCAGUGCUGGUGUUGCAUUCCACUCCUAUUACAUGGCCUCAAUUGCUCCAGCACUGCUCGCUGCUCUGCAAAAGGUGAUAAAAAGCCCUAGGCCUCGCUCUGCCCGCUGGAUCAGUACAUCCAUCCCCCAGUCAGACUGGGAGAGCCCUCUGGCCCUCUACUCUUCAGCUGAGUACCACGUCAACAACCUGGUGAGCCCUGUGCUCUUCCAAGAAGGCCUGAGCCACGUGCCUGACAAUGCUGUGGUGGUGGAGAUAGCACCACACGCCCUCCUGCAGGCUAUCCUAAAGCGCAGCCUCAAGCCCACUUGCUCUAUUCUACCAUUGAUGAAGAGAGGACAUGCCAACAACUUGGAGUUCUUCCUUUCGCAUAUAGGGAAGGUCUACAUGAAUGGUAUCAAUGUGGACAGUAACCGCCUUUAUCCUGCUGUGGAGUUCCCUGUCCCAGUCGGCACACCCCUCAUCUCCCCUCUUAUCCAAUGGGACCAUUCUCAGACCUGGGAUGUCCCCAAGGUGGAAGAUUUUCCAGCUGGUUCUGGAGGCUCCACCUCAGCUAGUGUAUAUAACAUUGAUGUAAACCCUGAAUCCCCAGACCACUACAUGAUUGGCCACUGUAUUGACGGGCGGGUCCUGUACCCAGCCACAGGUUAUCUGGUGCUGGCAUGGAGAACACUUAUGAAGAGUCUUGGCACUGUUUUUGAGCACACUCCGGUUACUUUUGAGGACGUCACCAUCCAUAGAGCCACUAUUCUGCCCAAGACUGGAUCUGUUCAGUUGGAGGUACGCCUUAUGCCUGCCACUAACCGCUUUGAGGUGUCUGAGAAUGGCAACUUAGCAGUCAGUGGAAAAGUCAGUGUGCUGGAGGAUGUAGCACUAGAUUCCUUCCGCUCUCAACUGGAAGAACCUGUGACUCUGGAGGCAGAGGACCCGAAACUGAGACUGAAAGCUGGAGAUAUCUACAAGGAGCUGCGUCUGCGUGGAUAUGACUAUGGCAAAACCUUCCAGGGCAUUCUGGAGUCCAACAAUGCCGGGGACCAUGGGAAGUUGCAGUGGACGGGCAACUGGGUGACAUUCCUGGAUACCAUGCUGCAGAUGAUUGUGGUCGGCUUGUCCGGUCGCAGCCUGCGCCUUCCUACCCGUAUUCGCUCGGUGUGUGUGAACCCCACUGUACAUGAGCAGAAGGUUCAGGACUACACAGAGGAAAGGAAAGCUGUUGAUGUUCAUGUCAACCGCUGCCUGGACAACAUCACAGCCGGUGGAGUUCAGAUCUGCGGCCUCCAUGCCACUGUAGCCCCACGUCGCCAACAGCAACAAACCCCACCUACUCUGGAGGAGUUUGUCUUUGUGCCCUAUGAGGAGAGAGAGUGCCUGCGAUCGAAUGAGAAACUGGAGGACCAACUGAGACAUUGCAAAGGUCUGAUCAGCCGUCUCCAGAGGAAACUGGUUAACCAGGGUGUGAAAAUCUCCAUCCCUGGCCUGGAGAAUGUUUCUGGGGACCAGCUGAUAAGUGCAGAGGCAGAGGGUGGCCUGCUGCAUCUUCUGUCAGUACUGUGUGGCCUGGAGCUGAACGGUAACCUGCACUCAGAACUGCAGCAGACUGUGCAGAAGGAGAGGGACUGUCUGCUGCAGGAUCCACUCCUCAAUGGCCUACUGGACUCACACAAUCUGCGUCACUGUCUGGACACCGCCUUGGAGAAUUCCAGCCCUGGCAAACUCAAAGUUGUGGAGGCUCUCUCCAGCGAAGGCCGUGUGUUCUCCCGAGCCGUCAGCCUCCUCAACAUUCAGCCAAUGUUGCGCCUGGACUACACAGCGUCUGACCUCAACACAGAGCUGCUAGCAGCCCAGCAGAGCUCUCUGGAAGAGCAGGGCAUCUCCGCUGCACAGUGGGAUCCUCAGCAGGGUCCAGCUUCAGGAAAUCUGACUGGUGCUGACCUGGUGGUGUGCAACUGUGCUCCAGGGGUUGUGGCAAGCCCAGCCACACUGCUGGAAAACCUGGCCUCAUCUGCUAAGGAGGGGGGCUUUGUGCUACUUCACACCCUGUUGAGAGGGGACACACUGGGGGAGACUGUGGCCUUCCUCAACUCUUUGGACAAUCAGAAUGGACUGCUGACUCAGGUGGAAUGGGAGAAGCUGUUUGAGAAGGCCUCUCUCAAAGUGCUCAUGAUGAAGAAGUCAUUCUACGGCUCAGUUCUCUUCCUUGGACGUAGACAGACUGCUGAAAAACAGCCUAUCGCAUUGUCCGUGGACUCUACUGACUACAAAUGGGUGGAGAAUCUGAAGAGCAUACUUGCUGAGGCAUCAGAGAAACCAGUGUGGAUUACUGCUACUAACAGCCAUAAUGGAGUGGUGGGAAUGGUCAACUGUCUCAGACAGGAACCUGGAGGCAACCGCAUUCGGUGUGCAUUUGUGUCCAAUCUGAAGAAGUCCUCUGGUGCUCCCUCUCUCUUGCUGACCCAUAAGGACAUGCAGACGGUGCUGCAAAAAGACCUCAGUAUAAAUGUGUAUCGGGAUGGCCAGUGGGGCACAUUUAGACACCAGCUAUUGCCACAAGAUUUAAGCGAGGAGUUGACUGAGCAGGCGUAUGUUAACGUACUGACUCGUGGUGAUCUUUCCUCACUUCGCUGGAUUGCGUCCCCACUGCGGCACUUCGUUCCAUCCAACCCCAAUGUGCAGCUCUGCCGUGUCUACUACUCCUCCCUCAACUUCAGAGACAUCAUGCUGGCCACCGGCAAACUGCCCCCGGACGCUAUUCCUGGAGACAUUGCAUUGCAGCAGUGUAUGCUGGGAAUGGAGUUCUCUGGCCGGGACCCCAGUGGGCGACGUGUGAUGGGCUUGCUGCCUGCUAAAGGUCUGGCAACCUGCGUGGAUGCAGACAAGCGCUUCCUCUGGGAUGUCCCCUCCAGCUGGACUCUGGAGCAGGCUGCGUCAGUACCUGUAGUCUAUGCUACUGCGUAUUACUCCAUGGUGGUGCGUGGGCGUCUCAGGCCUGGUGAGAGUGUGCUUAUCCACUCUGGCUCUGGAGGAGUUGGCCAGGCUGCCAUCGCCAUUGCACUCAGCAUGGGCUGCAGGGUCUUCACAACUGUGGGUUCCAAAGAGAAGAGGGCCUACCUGCAGGAACGAUUCCCACAGCUCACUCCAGAAUCCUUUGCUAACUCCAGAGAUGCUUCCUUUGAGCAACAUGUGCUGAAAUACACACAGGGCAAAGGAGUUGAUGUGGUUCUGAACUCCCUGGCUGAGGAGAAGCUGCAGGCCAGCUUGCGCUGUUUGGCCAGACAUGGGCGCUUCUUGGAGAUUGGCAAAUAUGACCUGUCAAACAAUACCCCUCUGGGUAUGGCUCUCUUCCUGAAAAAUGUGGCCUUCCACGGGAUCCUUCUGGAUGCACUGUUUGAGGAGGGUAACCGCGAGUGGGAGGAGGUGUCAGAGCUGCUGAAAAAGGGCAUUGCUGAUGGAGUGGUGCAGCCACUCCGCACUACAGUGUUCGAAAGAAACCAGGUGGAGGACGCCUUCCGCUACAUGGCUCAGGGCAAGCACAUCGGCAAAGUGCUGCUGCAGGUACGUUCUGAGGAGAAGGGCAGUGGUGUCUCUGCAGCUGCUCCUCUAGCUCUCUCUGCUAUCUGCCGCACCUUCUGUCCAUCCACUCACUCUUACAUCAUCACAGGAGGACUGGGAGGCUUUGGGCUGGAGCUGGCUCACUGGCUAACUGAGAGAGGAGCUCGCAAGCUAGUGCUCACCUCUCGUUCUGGCGUCCGCAACGGUUACCAGGCCAAGCGUGUCCGCGAGUGGCAAGCUAUGGGCAUCCAGGUCCUAGUGUCAACUAGUGAUGUCAGCACUCUGGCAGGGGCGGAGCAAUUGAUCGCUGAAUCCUCCCGGCUGGGACCUGUGGGAGGAAUCUUUCACCUUGCCAUGGUUUUGCAAGAUGGCAUGCUUGAAAAUCUUACACCACAGCAGUUUAUUGAUGUCAACAAGCCAAAAUAUGAUGGAACCCUUUAUUUAGACAGAGUGACGAGGCAGAAGUGCCCCGAGCUGCAGCACUUUGUGGUUUUCUCCUCAGUCAGCUGUGGCCGCGGCAAUGCUGGUCAGAGCAACUACGGCUUUGCCAACUCCACUAUGGAGAGAGUGUGUGAGCAGCGUCGCCAGGACAACCUGCCAGGCCUGGCCAUCCAGUGGGGUGCCAUCGGUGACGUGGGUGUUGUCCUGGAGACCAUGGGUGGCAAUGAUGCAGUGAUCGGUGGGACACUGCCCCAGCGCAUGGCUUCCUGUUUGGAGGUGCUGGACCGUUUCCUGUGCCAGCAGCGGGCAGUCAUGUCGAGCUUUGUGCUGGCAGAGAGGGUGCAGGUGGCGAAGGGAGAAGGCAGUGGACAGAGGGACUUGGUGGAAGCAGUGGCACACAUCUUGGGUGUGCGUGACGUGAACAGCCUGAACGCUGACGCCUCAUUGGCUGAUCUGGGUCUGGACUCUCUCAUGGGGGUGGAAGUGAGGCAGACGCUGGAGAGAGACUAUGACAUCGUCAUGGCCAUGAGAGAAAUCCGUCAACUUACUGUCAACAAGCUACGUCAGCUGUCCAGCAAGUCGGGAGGGUCUGAGGAAGCCAGGCCAUCCCAGGUGAAGCACACUGGAGCUCAGGCUCUGCUGGAGUCAGAUCUCAGUCUGAUGCUGGUGAACCCGGACAGCCCCACUGUGACUCGCCUGAAUGAGGUCCAGAGUGCAGAGAGACCUCUGUUCCUCAUUCACCCCAUCGAGGGCUCCAUCGCUGCCUUCCGCACCCUCACCGCCAAGCUAAGCGUGCCUUGCUAUGGUGUGCAGUGCACCAAAGCUGCUCCACUGGACAGUAUUCAGAGUCUGGCUUCGUAUUAUGUGGACUGUGUGAGGCAGGCGCAGCCGGAGGGGCCGUAUCGUAUUGCUGGCUACUCUUUUGGUGCCUGCGUGGCUUUUGAGAUGUGCUCUCAGCUGCAGGAGGCCCAGUGCCCUGUGGAAUACCUCUUCCUUUUCGACGGCUCCCAUUCUUACGUCGCAGCGUACACUCAGAGCUAUAGGUCUAAGCUGACCCCAGGCAACGAGUCUGAGGCUGAGACCGAAGCACUGUGCGCAUUCAUCCAGCAGUUCACUGGUAUUGAGUAUAACAAGCUUUUGGAAACGUUGCUACCUCUGAAAGAUCUCGAGGCUCGAGUAAACCAGGCUGUGGAUCUGAUCACUUCCAACCAUAAGAAUGUGAGUCGUGACUCACUCCACUUUGCUGCCUCCACAUUUUACCACAAACUGAAGGCUGCGGACCAAUACGUCCCCACGACCAAAUACCAUGGCAACAUCACCCUGCUGAGGGCAAAGGCCAGCAGCGAGUACGGAGAUGGACUGGGAAGUGAUUACAAGCUGCAUGAGGUGUGCGACGGUAAGGUUUCAGUGCACGUGAUUGAGGGAGACCAUCGUACAUUCCUGGAGGGAGAAGGAGUGGAGUCCAUCACAGGAAUCAUCCACAGCUCACUGGCAGAACCCCGUGUUAGUGCCAGAGAGGGUUAAAUGAGAAAUCCUUCAUUACAAUCAUUUUAGAUUUAUUUUUUUGGUCUUCCUCCUUCUUGAUUUUCCCUUAUUCACAUUUUUUUCCUCAAAAACACCAGAACACAGUCUGCCCUAGCCCUUACUUAACCUGCACAAAUGAAGCCCCGACGUAUCUGUCUCCUAACACAGUAGUACACCUGUCUCCACAUCUUACACUCUUCUUACCAACUUCUUUUACUCAUUCCAAAAUAUAUGUGGCACAGCAUAUUUAUUCUGCUGAGAGCAAAAAUCUCUCCAACAUGUUCUUCUAAAUUCCUCAUUCUGUUUAUUUUGUGUGUUCCUUUACUGUAGUUGCUCAAAAUAUGAGCAGAAUUUUGACUAAGAUAACAUGAAAUGUGCCACAUAAUUCAAAAUAUUAUGAUGUCAACGGCAUUCAUCAUUCUACUAAAAUGGGUGCAUUCCACAUAAGCCCGCAUUUCCGCAUGUGCACGUUAAUAAGGCUUAUUAAUCCUUAUGAAACGGACAGUAAAAUGUCCAUAUCUGCUCUGGUUCGGCUUCACUUCAGUCCUUUCACUGUGCAACAAGUCACAUGUUGACUGUUUACCAAUGAUUACAUGUUUCCAGACACAUUCGAUAUUCCACCAACAUUACCAGUAGUAACACCUUCCUUAUUCCAUACCUUUGUUUACUGUAAUCCUAAUAUUGCUGUUAAUGUCCUGCAAAAAUGCUGCAAGAGUUUGUGAAUCUCUGUGAAAACUGGAUAUUCUGUUCUAGUGAACCCACAGCCAAGAUCAGGCAGAAUUCACUUAAAGAAUGAAUAGAUGAAUUAAUGAUUUAAACUAAUUUAAACAAUUUCCCAAUUUAAGUGUUUGCUAAAAAAAGAAAGCAAAAGAAAAGCUCUGUCAUGAUGUUUAUGUGGAAUGCCUUGAAAUUAAUGCUGCUCCUGUGCUUUUUUGUGUAACUGCAAGUUAAUAAGUGAAAAUAACUUUUCUCAUUUUAUUCUGUUUGUCUACUGUUUGAAGACAACACAAACAUUCCUUUAUUGCUUAACUAUCACAAAAUAAUAUGUAUGUUUCUGAAAAGUGUGUUUCUUUCUCUGUGACGCUCAGCACUUAAUUCAAACCUUUGAGUACUUUUGAAACCUUUGAAACUGUUCUACUGUGCUACUACUUACUGUAAAGUGUGCCAGCACUGACGAGUAGAUGAGUAGAGUUAGUUAGUUAUAGUGCAAUAUGUCUCUUCUGGUGUGACCAGCUCCACACCUAAUCUCACUGAGAGACGGUAGUGAGCUUUUUUUCCCUUACUUCUUUCUUUUUGUUUUUUGACCACGUGCUGUGAGAAUGAAGGGUUUUAUCGACUGUUGUGUUGCCGGUCGUACAGUUGAGCCCUGAUGGUUUCCCCUCUUCCAGUCACAAUGAAGAAGAAAGGCAACUCUCCGAGAGCAGCUCUGUGGAGAGAUCUGAGACUUCUGUUCAAGUCUAUGACGAACCAGAUGCCUGUUUGGAUGUUGUGCUUGGUGCGUAGAUGCACUACGUGGCUAUUUCUUUGUUAGCUGUUAAUAUUCAGUUCAUUUUGUCAUUUGUUUUGUGUUUGUGUAAUUUUUCAAGUAUUUAUUGUUCUAGUCCAAAUAAAGAACUAUCACUAACAUA
Astyanax mexicanus (Mexican tetra) is the source of this 9358-nucleotide messenger RNA. It is a transcript of the gene fasn, whose product is annotated as fatty acid synthase. Gene Ontology annotation, biological process: fatty acid biosynthetic process. The transcript is spliced from 42 exons. The record is from RefSeq and is a predicted model, not a curated record. Gene Ontology annotation, molecular function: fatty acid synthase activity; 3-oxoacyl-[acyl-carrier-protein] synthase activity; phosphopantetheine binding. Bases 192 to 7730 code for a protein of 2512 amino acids. Gene Ontology annotation, cellular component: cytoplasm. Lineage: Eukaryota; Metazoa; Chordata; Actinopteri; Characiformes; Acestrorhamphidae.